UACAAAUAUGAUGACUAAUUAAUCUAUAAGGCAUUAGGAAAAUACAUGGAAUUUGAAAUGAAUUGGGUGGAUCAAAUCAAUAACGAAAUAAAGAGCAAUGGUCCUUCAACAUCUGAUGAGAUGGAACUAUGGAAGAAACAUUCAAUUUACAAAAUACCUUCAAGAGUAACUGCACUAAACAAAAAAGCCUACAAACCACAAGCAAUUUCAUUUGGUCCUUAUCAUUAUGGGGAGGAACAUUUGAUGGCUAUGGAAGAACACAAGCAUAGAGCUCUUCUUCAUUUCUUAAGGAGGUGUGAAAAGCCUAUUGAGUUGUUAUUCCAAAAAAUUGAUCAAGUGGUUCUAGAGUUGAGAGAUUCGUACAAGCCACUUGAUCCAAUUUGGAUAUUGGACAAACCAAAGUUUGUUCAAAUGAUGAUUCUUGAUGGUUGUUUUAUUUUGGAGAUUUUGAGAGCUAAUGAUUGUGUUUUGGAUGAUUAUGCUGAGAAUGAUCCUGUCUUUGGCGAACAUGGGAAAUUUUAUGUUUUGCCUUAUAUUAAGCGUGAUAUGCUUAUGCUCGAAAAUCAAAUACCUAUGUUGGUUCUUCGUACAUUGAUUCAAGCUGAAACCGGCAUGGAGCAGGAAGAUGAUCAUGAGUUGUUGAAUGAGAAAAUCGUAAAGUUAUUAAACCCUAGCACACCUUUAAUUCAAAGCUUGGGAAAAUGCAUGCACAUAUUGGAUGUGUUCAGAAAAAGCCUAAUUCAAGAAGGACCAAGCCACCCAACACGCAUGCCCAAAGCAACAAAAAGAAAUUGGUUAACUUUAGAGGCAGGAGAAGAGAUUAUUCGAUCUGCAGUAGAGCUUCACGAGGCUGGAAUCCGAUUCAAGAUAAGCAAAACGUGGAGCCUAAAAGAUGUUUCAUUCGAUCGAGGUGUUCUUAGGCUCCCAACAUUGGUGAUUGACGACACCACAGAAUACAUGCUCCUUAAUCUCAUUGCACUCGAGCGACUCCAUGUUGGAGCAGGUAACGAGGUAACAUCGUUUAUAUUCUUUAUGGACACCAUCAUCGACAGUAACGUGGAUGUUGCACUUCUUAACCGAAGUGGGAUCAUAAUCAAUGCUCUUGGAAGCGAUAAAGUUGUUUCCAAAUUGUUUAACUCGUUGUCUAAAGACAUAACAGUGGAUCGUCAUGGAGUACUUGAUGUGGUGAGGAUGAGUAUGAGUGAUUACUGCAAGAAACCGUGGAAAAGAUGGCGUGCUAAUCUCAUUCAAACUUAUUUUAGAAACCCGUGGGCUAUUGUCUCUCUUGUUGCUGCUAUUUUCCUUUUUGCUUUAACUAUUGUUCAAACUGUAUACUCAGUUAAACAAUAUUAUCAAAGUCCAAGCCCUGCUAAGUCACCUAUUUUACCAGUUACUCCAAGGUUUCCCCGUCUUCCAUAAUCAUUAAUCGACCUACCUAGUUCUUUCCUUUCUCCUUUGAUUUUUAUAUUUGUGUAAUGUGUCUACUUUGUUCUAAAAAUAUUAUGUAUUUGAUGUUUGA
This is a messenger RNA of Medicago truncatula (barrel medic), 1519 nucleotides long. RefSeq names its product UPF0481 protein At3g47200. The record is from RefSeq and is a predicted model, not a curated record. NCBI's taxonomy places the organism in Eukaryota, Viridiplantae, Streptophyta, Magnoliopsida, Fabales, Fabaceae. The transcript is spliced from 3 exons. Bases 46 to 1419 code for a protein of 457 amino acids.